Aphis gossypii (cotton aphid) is the source of this 1592-nucleotide messenger RNA. Its product is annotated as E3 SUMO-protein ligase PIAS1-like. The transcript has 3 exons. Gene Ontology annotation, molecular function: transcription coregulator activity; zinc ion binding; SUMO ligase activity. Bases 183 to 1310 code for a protein of 375 amino acids. Lineage: Eukaryota; Metazoa; Arthropoda; Insecta; Hemiptera; Aphididae. Gene Ontology annotation, biological process: protein sumoylation; regulation of transcription by RNA polymerase II. The record is from RefSeq and is a predicted model, not a curated record.
AUCAUUGUUAGUCAGCAAAUUUUUUUCUUAUUAAAUAAUAAUUAUGCUUAUGCAUUGUGUAAGUUGUAAUAACUUUUUAUUUUAAUAAUUUUUGACUAACCGUUUUAUUCUUGAGUGAUAAACAACUGUUAUAAAGUAACUCGUAUAGCUUUUUCAACAAAAAAUCUAAAUUUGCAAUUACAAUGAGUUUAUCUAAGAAACGUGCUGUGCUAUCUUAUAUGGAUAUUAUUGAUUUAAUUAAGCAUUGCAAGUUUGAGAAGAUACCAUUUUAUGAAAAUAUUAAAGAGAUAGUUAAGUUAACUCCUCUAAGAGGCAUUGUUGAACAGUGUACACUAGUAAUAAUAGACCGUCCUAGAGAUAUGGUAGAACAAGAAUUUUUACUGAGAAUGACUGUUGACCAAAUUAACACAAUAGCUUUAAAUUGUGAUAUUUCAAACCCAAAACAAAAAUAUCUUUAUCAAUUCCAAAUUCGAAUAUGUCAAAUAGGAUUAGGAUGUUCUGAGGUUACAGAUGAAUUUCCCGAUAAACUUUUUAUUCGAGUUGGAACUAAAACUUGGUCAUAUACUGUUCCUGAUAAACAAUUUAAAAAGAAAAAAUUUGGGCAUCCUAUUUAUUGUACUGAAGAAAUAAAAUUAUGUCCUUAUGUCACAAACUCGAUUAAAAUUAAUUGGGUUCCUAAUGGAAAACAUUACGCCAUUGAAAUGAACAUUGUUAAAAAAAUAAGUGCAGAUACUUUAAUAGAAAAACUUCUAGGUAAAGAAGGAAGGAGUUCUGAAGAUACAAAAAAUGAAAUUAUUAAUAAAUUGACUGAUGUUGAUCCAGAUUUGGCAACUACAUCUAAUCAUUUUUCUUUGUUAUGUCCAUUGACUAAAACUAGAAUGAAUUUACCUGCAAAAUCUAUCAACUGUGAUCAUAUAAAAUGUUUUGAUGCAAGUACAUUCAUUAAAUUAAAUGAGCUAAAUGUAACAUGGCUUUGCCCAAUUUGUCGUGUAUCUUGUUUGUAUGACGAGAUAAAAGUAGAAAAUUAUUUUUUGGAAAUUGUGAAAAGCUCUAGACUUGAAGAUGGUGACAGUGAAAUUGUAAUUCAUAAUGAUGGAUCAUGGGAGAAAGUUUUAAACACACUUAAUACACUUGUCACUGAAGUAAAACAUAUUGAUUUUAUGGAUUUGGAUAGCGACGAUGAAGAAUCUAUUGAACCAAAAAAAGAAUCUAGAGCAGAAUAUUCAAAACUUUCGGAAUUUAUUGACUUGGUUGAUGAAGAUGAUGAACCACCAAAAAAAAAAUUAAAUCUUAAAAUUAUGAUCAAGUAGUUGCUGCUAGACAGUCAGUUACUGCAAUUAACUUACUAUAAGUUGGUAUCAGCUCUAAAAAAAAAGAAGUUUUUCUUAUUAUUAUUGUUGUAAGCAAAUCAUCAUAAAUAAGAUGUAUGUAUUUUUUAUUUUUGUAAUUUUUAUGUACAUAUUUUUUUCUAUUUAUGUAAGUACAUACUAUCGAAGUGAUUAUGGUGUAGAGUGUAAACUGUAGAGUCAAUAGUUCGAUGUAAGACAUAAAUAUUUCCGAAUUAUAAAUUAAUAAAUAUAAAAAUAUCAAUA